AUGGACCAAAUUAUUGUUUAUAAGAAGGGUGAAGAGACUCCAAUGCUAAUUUCAUCACAUAUCCCUGCUGGAAAGGAUGUUGAAUUUAAUGAAAGAAUGGUUUAUCCAGAAGGCAUCUGGAACGUUCUUAAACUUACAUUUAAAGUUAAUGCACCAGUUAAAGGAGUUGUUUGCCACAGAAAAGUCUACAAACUUGGAAUUUGCGUAAAUACAGAAGAUGAACCGAUAGGAGAUUUCGAGCCAAGAGAAGAACCAUACUUCCACUUAUUCCCAGAAGUAGAAACUCCAUCUGGAUUCUUUGUCAGAGGAAUGUUUAAUGUUGUAUUAAAAUUCACAGAUGCCACAGGUAACACAAUCUAUACUAUCAAAUACCCAUUCGAAAUUGUUAAGAAAGUUUAA
This is a messenger RNA of Trichomonas vaginalis G3, 399 nucleotides long. Its product is annotated as Rho GDP-dissociation inhibitor protein. Gene Ontology annotation, biological process: Rho protein signal transduction. Gene Ontology annotation, cellular component: membrane; cytosol; cytoplasm. Bases 1 to 399 code for a protein of 132 amino acids. Lineage: Eukaryota; Parabasalia; Trichomonadida; Trichomonadidae. Gene Ontology annotation, molecular function: protein binding; Rho GDP-dissociation inhibitor activity. The transcript has a single exon. The record is from RefSeq and is a predicted model, not a curated record.